Molecule: messenger RNA, 3746 nt
Organism: Polychytrium aggregatum
Lineage: Eukaryota; Fungi; Chytridiomycota; Chytridiomycetes; Polychytriales
Exons: 1
Coding region: 20-3523 (1167 amino acids)
Molecular function (GO): zinc ion binding
Source: RefSeq, a predicted model, not a curated record
AUUCGCAACUCGCACAUCCAUGAAGUGGGAAGCCAACUCGUCCGCCCUCGCUCAACAGAGCCGGCUGUUCCUGUUCUCAUCCAGCACCGAGACCGACGUUGCCCUGUGCAGCCUCCGCGGGCUCGACGAUGUCCCAGACCCUGCAUUGGCUCUCGCCUCGCAGGUCUCUCCAAGCCCCGGCGACGAUCUGUCGCCGCCCAAUGCCGUCUCGUAUGCGUCGCUGAAUGCCGUCUUGCUGUCGUCGGCUGCCACCGCCGGCUGGUCGUCGACACCCCCCGCCGAGAUCUACCCGUCGGCCAUCGAGUGCCAUCUCUCUGUGACCUCCGACCAAAGCCUUCUGGUCCGCCAGACCUGCGAGUUUGUCAACCCCAACCCAGGUGAGUCCAUGGUCGUCAAGCUCAAGGUUGCCAAAACCAUGGUCUCACAGCAGGGCUCGCUGGACCUGGUCUCCACGGUCUUCCACGAGUGGGUCGACGACAAGUGGGUCGACAUCUCCACCACCAUCUCGUAUAGCCAGACUGCCGAGGCCGUCGUCACCGCCGUUCUCAGCGACCCCAAUGCCGGCCAGACCGCCGGCCGUGCCAGUCUCUCGGACGAAGCCGUCGAGGUCGAGAUCGGCCCCAUCGCCUCCCGCGGCCGCGUCAUCCUCGGCUACAUGUGUCGCACGCUUCACUCGUACGAUGCCAUGAGCACCGAUCCCGCCGCCAGCGACAUUGGCUCGACCAAGCUGCUGCCGCUGAUGGUCUUUCUGCCGUGGGCGCAGUUCAGCCAUCGGUCUGGCGAGACGACUCUCUCGGUGUCGAUGAAUGCUCCGGGCCACAUGGCCCUGCUUUCGCCAGAGUCGUCGCCGCUGCCCUUCCGCCAUCUCCUGAACGAAAGCGAGCUCCGCUCCUCCAGCGUCAUUGCCGUCACCGAAACCAGCAUCCGUCGCGAUUCCGCCGCCAUCGGCUUCUCCAAGACAUGGCAGACGCUCCCGCCAAAGCCCUGCUCGCUGAUGUUCUGGCUUCAAAUCACCAACCCCGAUCUCGACGACUUUGUCGUCGUCCCGAACGAGCUGCCGCCUGCUCCCGUGGCCUCGGCCACAAUCUGGGUCCCGGAGCCAAGCGACGCCGGCCAGCUGACAGUGUCCAUGCCUGGACUGGGCACCCAUGACUCGCUGCUCCGUCUCAAGCUGAAGGCGCCGGGCGCAACCAGCUUUGCCGACAACUCGACCCGGCUCAUUCUCAACAUGGUCUUCUCGGACUCUUCCGGCAGCACCGGUGCCCGUGCGGUUUCCACCCCAGGCUCCUUCGAGACCGUGCGCGAAAGCUUCAACAAGAUCGCCGAGGCCCGUCUGAUCAAGCGACUCGAGGCCAUUCCGCUGCUGGUGUCGAGCGGCCUGCUUCGCCGCCACGACAUCUGGACGGACGCCUUCUUUGCCUUUGACCACAGCGUCAUCAAGCACACCACCCUGACCUUUGUUGUGGGUGAGUACCUGGAUGCCGCGAUCGAUCUGGCCACUCUCGAGACUGCCAAAACGGGUUCUGGGAGCGAUUCGGUCGCCUCGCGGAUUCGCCGUAUCCUCCAGGACAUUCGCGGCCUCAAGCCCUCUGGCGGAACCAGCUUCGAUGUGCCCCUCAACGAUGCCGUCACAAAGUUCCACUCCGUGUACACUGCCGAGGCCAACAGGCUCAAGACCAAGCUCGGCGAUCUCGUCACCACGACCUUUGUCGACUUUGACACCGACGGCGGCCACAAUGGCUCCAAAGAGUACUGCUAUCGCGCCGUGCGCUCGCUCGUCGACACCUGCAAUGUCCGCAACGGCGUGGUGACGGGAUUUGGCGCCUGGGUCGACCAGGAGUGUGCCUCCAAGGUGGCUUCGCUGCUGGGCACUGUCCCUGCCCUGCUUUCGAUGAAGGCUCUCGCGCCCGGCGACGAGGGUCUCAGCAAAGUCUUCCGGCGCGGCUUCUCUGCGUGGAUCCAGGCUGUUCGCCAUUGUCCUAGCAAAGUCGCGGUCGAUGCACAGGCGGUUGUCGUCAACCACCCUCGCCUGGGAACCCAGUCUCUCGACGGCCUCCAAGUUCUGGCCCUCGAGCGCAUCAAAACCGUUGGAAAGUGCGGUUUUGACGUGCCGGACGUCUCCGAGGUCGAUUUUGCCGGCACGGUGCUCAGCGACAUCUCGGCCGGCGACGAAAUGGUGCUGUACGUGAUCUCCAAGCUGCCGGCCGAAGAGCUCAAGACCCGACUGCGAUUCAAGGUCAACGGGACCCUCACCACCGUUGCCGUCGAGCUCGCGCAUGAGCCGAUGAUGGGGCAGGCGCUCGCCUACGAGUGGCUCAAGACUGUCACCAAGACGGCCGCCGAUCAGGCCAUCAACACAUCGGUGGCCUCGCCGCAUCUGCUCUCGCGCAUCGAGGACGAUCUAUCCUUUGGAUUCAAUGUUCCGUCGCCUUCGGGAGCAACGGCCUAUCUCGGUAGGGCCAAAACCACUCUCAACAGACCGGCAAUCGAUCGAGCCCAUCGUCCCGCUGAGCCAAAGCUUCCCCGCUGGGCUGUACCUCGGCCCGAGGCACAUUUUGGACUCGGCUCUACGCUUUACUCAGCGAACUCGGCACCAUAUAAGCGCGGGCUGGGGCAAAUACCUUUAGGCUCGUCUGCAUUUUCCUUUGGUGGACCAGUCAUGGCUGCAGCGCCUCGCGCGGCAUUUGGAUCUGGUUCCAGAGGAGGCGCCAGAAGUCGUAGUAGUGCCCCAGGAUCGGCAAGGCUCACCUCGCCUGCGGUGGCUUCUAGCCCAAUGAGCUUUGGAAGCCCCGCAGCAGCAGCCACCUUCGGACUCGCCAUCCCGACCUCCAGCGCAGUAUCAUCCCCCUUUGAUCUGGACAAAGCAGAAGAAUCGACAUCGCCCAAGUUUAGCCACUGGAGCGUGCUCGUCAGUAAUACCAAGGCCAACCUGGUUCACUCACCUGUCGAAAUCGAGGCCUCGCUGCUCUCGCUCCGCUCCAGCGCUCUCAAGAUCAACGCCGGUUCUCUCGAAUAUCACUGCGAUGUAUGCGAGCAAAGCAUCGGAGCCGGUCGGACGCGGUGGCACUGCCUCGACUGUCUCGACUUUGACGAGUGCGACCAAUGUCACUCCUCCAGACCUCACAGUGCAUCCAAGCCGCUGCAUCGAAUCCGAGCCAUUUCCGUCGGCACAGCUGCACAGCCGGCUGCCCCCGAGGAUCCGCUUGUUGCGAGUCUGCUUGGUGCCGCGACCACUGAGCCCGACACCAAGACCAACUGGGCCGGCGUUCGCGACAUGUCCCAUGUGGCCGCGAUCGGUCAGGUCAAGCGCUUCCUCAUGGUGAUGUUGCUGUGGUGGAACCUGCUCCGAUUGGAUCUCGACAGCAGAGCGUCGGGUAAGACCAGCUUCCCUGAAGAGCUGCCCGCCGACUUGGUCAGUUCGAUCCGCGAAGCGCUUGCCGAGGACUCGGGCAAGAAGCGUGGCGAGGUUUCCCUUGUCUGCGUUGACAGCAUCGAGCGCCAGCUGAAGGGCGACUCUCGCUAAGUCUGGCAGUAAGACCGCCGCCGGGUUCUGAGUGGGUUGGGUUCGUUUUGAGUGUGGCAGUUUUGGGACCCAUCCGCUCUUCCCUUUACUCAGCUGGGGAGCGGGGGACAGUCCCUCGUUCACAACCGAAUGCAUCGAGUCUUUGAAAGUCCUGUGUCUGACCGGCCAUGGCAAAUACAGUGUGUUGAAUAAACAGUGGGACCCAUCGCCUCAUUCAAACACA